ACUUUAAAUACAUUUAAUUAACAUGAAAACUAAAAGCUGACUAAACCCAGAGUUGUGUCAACUCUGGGUUUAGUCUACAAUGCCAGUUUUAAACCGGUGCAUAUGUUUUUAUUUUAACGUUUGGACUUGCACUAGUUCAUAUGUUUUUCUCCGGUAACUAAACUAUAUUACAUUGUAUGACUGAGGCCACCAGCACAUUUGAAUACAAAAAAGUGUUUCAUCUUAAUAUUUAUGUAUGUAUGGAUGUAUGUAUGUAUGUAUGUAUAUAUUUAUUUAUUUCUGACACGUUAUUAUGGGACUGGUCUUUAUAACAUAAUGCAAUUAAUGCUAGUUUGUAGUAAGCAUGUGUUCGCAGUUGGUAGUUUUCCUGUGAAACACAUUGUGGAAAACAUGCAUAAUUUAAUGUACUUUUUUUUAUAAAUGUUACUUUAACUUCUGAUAUGUCAACGCGUGUUUAUAUUACACGUUAAAUCAUACAUAGUAGAUCAAUUUAAUAAGUAAUACAUUUGAAUCUUUAUACGGGUUAGAAUAAUUUGCAUUCAUUAUAAUCAGGGCUUCUGAUUUUCGGUUUCAACCGAUAAAACACCCGAUACAAAAAAAAAAAAAAAAUUAAAUCGGUGAACAGCCAAAAAACACCGGGAAAACUGUGGAAAUGGUACAUCAAUUCCCGUUGACUACCCCUUUCUCAUUAAAAAAUAAAACCUACAAAAAUAACAAUAAAUACGUUUCCCAGUGCUGCUGGGCAAUGUCCUGCCUUCCUGACUUGAUUCGUUCUGAAUAAUCCGCCCCAACUACUCAGUGACAGCACAUUCCUGCAUUUCUAUUCGAGAGACUGCUGCGAGAUUUAAAACGAGAUUACAAUCAGGAAUUAUUAGCGGGAUUUAAACUAAACUGUAUUACAGUUAACACACGGAGGAUUUAAAACAGAAUUGUGGCAAAAUGUAAACAAAAAAUGCCUACACACAAAAACCCCAGAAGAAUGUGUCCGUGACCAUAGGGAUUUCAUUGUGGAAGACAGCAAAGGAAAGAAGGGACAACUUAAGUGUGCAAGUACUGUCGAGUUACUGCUGUUAUAUAUUCUGACAGAAAAAAAAGAAACGUUCAAGCAUUUUGGAAAAUAACCGAAAACACUAAUUUCACACAGUACAUAAAAAAUGAAAGCCCCGAAAAAAAACAAAACAACGAUUUACAUAAAACUCGAAAAUAGCUAAAAAUAAACACCGAAUAAUAAAAUUAAUAAAAAAACCGAAAAACAGAAGCCCAGAUUAUAAUUGACCCCUUAUCUCUACAUAACUGUAAUGCUCAAACGGCUAUGCAUUAGGAGUAAACUGUAAGCUGAUAUUUUUUCAUGUGUUAAAACUGUAAAUGGAUUUAAAGGCGUUGGUCAUGGAAUCAGACACCAGCAAAUUCACUGUGAUCCCUGCCCAUAAAUACCGUCGCAGCAGCCGAUCCCAGCAUCAGCCCAGCUCCAGCAUGGCUGCCACGGUGGAGCAGUCACAUUCUGCACGGGGGCAUUUCGAAAGAAUACCCAUUGAAGUGUUUCACAUGAUACUGGAGUACUUACCAGUGAAAGAAAUCAGUGCUUUAAGCAUGGUGUCGAAAGCCAUAAGCAGCUGCAUUGCUGGGAACAUUUCGACACUGGCAUGGAGAAACAGAAUGCUGUUACAGGAAUUCCACAAGUGUGGGCAGCACAAUAAGGAAGACAGCAUUCUGGAGCACUACAGGGCACUGGGUUUGUUGUUCAAGAGAUGUACCUUCUUACUACCAACAAAGGAAAGAUUAAAGUUUAUUUAUAGCAAGCUUUCUCAGGUUCCCUGUUUCACAAUGGGACGGUGCUCUGCAAUGCCAGGAUGUUUGGGGUUUGCAAGUUAUGGGGUGUUUUUACAGACAUUGAUAGCUGGCUGGGAUGAACUUGAGUGCCAUCGCGUCUUCAACUUUCUUUGUGAUUUCACAAGUCUGCCUCGCAAGAUUCACACUGUUGUCACGAGCAAGUCAGGUGUAUCCCCGAGGCUGGAAAUACAAAUCCGUCUAUUCUGUCGAAAUGUCUUGCUUGAUCACUGGCAGAGCAGCAGGGACACACUCUUCUGGUUGACCAGGAUACUGAAACCCUGGCCGAUGGUGAACCAGGCUCGGCUGAUCUACAUUAUCUAUGGGCCACUCACUUUAGAUGGCAGGAUUGGGUGGCAGAAGCUUACUGAAGGAGCGGCUGAGGAGAGCAAUGUGAAGGACAUGGCAGAUGCAAUCAGACUGCUGCAUGGUGACCAGGAGACGAAGGAGUGGACAGCCGACAGUGUCAUCAGUCUCAUAGAUGAAUUAUCAGCUGUUCCUAGUGAGUGGCUCCUGGAGAACAGCGCGCGGCUGCUGAUUCUUUGUGGAAACAGAAUCUGCUACACCUCCAUGGCCAGUAAAGCAGUGAACGGGCGGGUUAACGAGCUCGCCAGGAUGGUCGUUUUCCUGGCCCUGGUGUGUGAAAAGGAUAGCUAUUGCAUGGACUGGGCAGUGAAAAUGAUGCAGAAAAUCUGCAAGGUGUUCAGCAACGCAGAAGAGAAAUGGAAUUUCCUUCAGACUGUGGAGAAUGUUUUUUGUCAGGUUACCAUGGAGUUGUAUGAAUCUGUGAUGGCAGGUGAUCGAAAUGAAGACACUGACACCUUUCAAAGCCUGUGUAAUGUAUUGAAUGCAAAUGCUCAUUUUCAUACAGAAAUCUUGUACACUUUUAUCAAAAAGGAAUGAAAGAGCCCAUGGUCCAUGUGGUAACAUAAUAUUUAACUAUAGUUAUAAAUAACAGGAAAUAGUAUGUGUUUGAAAAGAAGAGUAGCUGUAAUGCAUUAAGCUGUUGUUUGUUGCAAAAGCCCCAUAUUUUGUAAUGUCCUAUGUAUUAAUUGUACUAUGUGAAUAUUAUUAAUGUAUGUAUAUUAAAAACGAAUAAUAACUUUUAUCUUCACUAAUGAGUGUUGGACGAUGUAAUAACACAUUUUAAUGCAUAAGAACUUGAAAGUGUACUAGUAUUAGAGCAUGACUGAAUGUACGGUGCUUGAGAAACAUUUAAUGAUUACAAGGUGUAGAUUACAGUAUUUAAUGUAAUGUUACUGAGCCUGAAAUUGAGAGAAAUUUACUUUAAUUUUAUAAUGUUUUUUUUUAUUUGUUUAUUUUUAUUACUUUUUUUUUUUUACUUUCUCUGGUGCAAAAGAUCAGUAAACUUGUCCUUGUUUUUAUUUGCCUUAACACAAAACCUCAGGAUUUUGAUCACAUUUGCUG
Messenger RNA from Acipenser ruthenus (sterlet), 3255 nucleotides. Its product is annotated as F-box only protein 47-like. The transcript is spliced from 10 exons. Gene Ontology annotation, molecular function: protein binding. Bases 1366 to 2730 code for a protein of 454 amino acids. NCBI's taxonomy places the organism in Eukaryota, Metazoa, Chordata, Actinopteri, Acipenseriformes, Acipenseridae. The record is from RefSeq and is a predicted model, not a curated record.